Messenger RNA from Aspergillus welwitschiae, 852 nucleotides. RefSeq names its product sulfotransferase family protein. The transcript has 2 exons. The coding region runs from base 1 to 852 and encodes 283 amino acids. The record is from RefSeq and is a predicted model, not a curated record. Lineage: Eukaryota; Fungi; Ascomycota; Eurotiomycetes; Eurotiales; Aspergillaceae.
AUGGCAACCCCCCAAGAACGCCACCCCGAACUCUUCCGUCCCGUGAACAGCGACUCCCCACGAGGCAAGAAGCGCACCGUUCCACUCGAAGUCCUCUGCCUGGGGUUCAACCGAACAGGAACAGCCUCAAUGUGUUCCGCCCUCGAAACCCUCUCCCUCCCCUGCUGGCACUCCAUCACCCUCAUGUCCGACAAAUUCGGCACCAUCCCCAUGUGGCAAGAAGCCAUCGACCGGAAAUUCUUCAACGCGCCGGGCCCCCAAUACGGCCGAGCUGAGUUCGACCAACUCCUACACGACUUUGCCGCCAUCUCCUCCGACACCCCGGCCAUCGCCUUCUCCGAGGAGUUGAUCCGUGCGUACCCCGAAGCUAAAGUGGUGCUAGUCGAGCGGGACAUCGACUCGUGGUACGAGAGCUGGAUGAACGGCGUGAUUGCCAACACGUAUGAUCCUAUCGUGACAAUCAUAUAUACGAUUGAUCGGUGGUUCACGCAUCCUUUGGGCAAGGUGCAUAAGUCGACCUUUGAGGGGUGGUUGGGGAUUAAGGGCCCGGAGGAUGCGAAGCGUGUGAGUCGGGAGAAGUAUAGGGAGCAUUAUGCGUUGGUGAGGCGGUUGACGCCGCCGGAGAGGCUGUUGGAGUUUAGGUUGAGUGAGGGGUGGGGGCCGUUGUGUGAGUUUCUGGGCAAGCCGGUGCCCGAUGUGCCAUUUCCGCAUUUAAAUGAGAAGAAGUGGUUGGAUGAGAAGGUGAGGAUUGUGAUGUGGAGGGGGAUGAUGAGGUUGGGGUGGAAGGUUGGGUUGUGGGUGUUGGGGCCUGUGGUGGUGGCGGCGUUGGUCUAUAGGGUUAUGGGGAUGUAG